GAUUAGUUAGCGAUGCCCCAGAGAUGGGGCAGACAAAGUAUGGGUUUAUCGAGGUAGUAUGUAGACGAAGAUGAUGGCACCUCGGGUUGCCUGGCAAACACGAUACUCGUUUAGGAAGGAAUAUCGGCUCACUGCACUGGCAACCAGCACUAAGUAACGUACUCCCAUCCAUGAUAGUAUCAACAACGUCGAGUUUCGAUGGCAAGCCCAUCCAUUAGUCACUGUUUGUUGUGAAAUCAAACCACCAAACUUCUCUUCAACUCCAGCACGUGAACUCUCAUUUUCCAGCCACUCUCUUACGUGCAUCCCAAGCCAGCUUACUUCACAAACUUCUGUAUCCAGUUCAUCCAUCCAUCAAAUAUGGCAGAAGAAUCAGUCGCAGAGGAAUCAAUUGCUACCAAGUCAACACCCCGAAUUGAGUUGAUGAAAUAUUCCGAGCUUCGGGAUUAUUCUUGCUUGGGAACGCCGGAGCCGAUCCGUCGCUCACAGGCGAUUAUCUACUACAUUGACAACGACAGAUGGUGGAUCACUGUGACGCUGCUAGGCCCCGUUGCUAAACUUCUUGAAAAUGUCGCCAUGCAGCAGCAGCAGCAGCAGCAGCAGCAGCAGCAGCAGCAAGCUUCAAAGCGUGAACGACGCGAAUUCUUCCAGAGCUUCGUCCAACAGCUGAACUACGAGUCGCUUCCUCUCCUAGCCAACACCGUGACUGAGAUCAUAUUGGGCGAGGAUGAGACGGACGAAAGUACCGCAUCCCCGGGACUAGAAUUUGAGGUCAAAGUUGCCACUACCACAAACAUGACGAAGACGAAGGGCGAUGCCAUUUCGACGUUCUUAAGAUGCAGAAUCCAGGAAGACCCUCGGAGAGUUGUCUAUCCCUCGUGCGACGAGUUUCCUUCCUUCCGCAGGUUUAAAUAUGAGGAGCUUUCAAGAGGUGAGGACAUUACUGACUACGUAUUCUGGGUCAGCAACGGUGGGGUUCAGUAUGUUCUCAAGACGGUCAACCGUACUAUAUACUACCCCGAUGAUACCGAAGUUAUUCGCAAGGAGCUGGAAAAUCUCGAGUAUUUCGCGGAAAUGCCCAAUAUUGCGCAAGCGGCGGGGGUUGUGGUGUCUAAAAAUCCUUACCAGACGUCAACUACAGGCGAGGAACAACUCGUGAUGGUUGGAAUCCUGCUCAAGGCAUAUCCUGGCGGCACACUACAGCAGGUCCUUACGGAGCAUCGUAUCGCAGACUACUGCUGGGAGAAUUGGGCUGUCCAAAUUGGAACUGCAUUGGAGUGCUUCCACAAAGCUAAGAAAACCCAUAUGGACCUAAAACCUUCGAAUAUUGUUCUCGAUGUCGAGGGAAAUGCAGUCCUUAUCGACGUUAGCGGUAUAGGCGGACACACUAGGGAGUGGUGCGCACCAGGAAUUUGUGAAAAACCUUUGCACCUUGACUUUUCAUCUGAAGAGCGCCAGUACAACGACAUUUGGGCUUAUGGAAAGCUUCUCUCUGAGAUUGCAUCACAGGCAGGAGAUGGACCGUAUGUGAAGACGUUGCACCAGGUUGCGGACACUUUGAUGGUGGGAGAUAUCGGAACACAGACGAGUUUGUCGAGUGCGCUGUCGCAGCUCAAGGGUGCCGAAAACCAGGCAUGAUGUACAAUAUCCAAUCAGUCGUCGUCGUAGGCAUUCCAAUUAAUGUCGUUC
Aspergillus aculeatus ATCC 16872 is the source of this 1689-nucleotide messenger RNA. RefSeq lists its product as uncharacterized. Gene Ontology annotation, molecular function: ATP binding; protein kinase activity. NCBI's taxonomy places the organism in Eukaryota, Fungi, Ascomycota, Eurotiomycetes, Eurotiales, Aspergillaceae. The record is from RefSeq and is a predicted model, not a curated record. The transcript has a single exon. Gene Ontology annotation, cellular component: cytoplasm. Gene Ontology annotation, biological process: signal transduction; protein phosphorylation. Bases 361 to 1638 code for a protein of 425 amino acids.